GCUUCAUUAACGUCUGCCAUUCGCCAUGGAUUCAAGACUUCACAGUCGAGCCACGUGACGGCGGAUCUGCGGUGGAUCUCCCGUACAGCAUUGGCGCCCCGCGCCCCGACAAAGACAAGCGUAAGUGUCGUGUGAGAAGAAGGGGUCUCCAGAGCAAUAAAGGUGCGCUACCUCAUCCAUUGAAGUGGUGCUUGUUGCUGCGUCUGGGUGCCUCAUUUCUUUAUCCGUGUAAAUAGCAGCCACGAAUUAUCUUGAGGCGGAAGACGGAUUACGGAGCUCCUUCUGCACGGGCAUUUAACGUCUCAGCAGGCAUUGCUCUCACGUACCAGCAACAGCGUGCGGAAGUCUGUUCCUUGGUUUGAACGUUAAGUUCGUAGGUUUUUGCGGUAUGCACGCACUUAACUCUGGGGUACUGCCGUGUAACCGGGUGCGAAGGUACAUCAGCCCUACCGGGUUCGAAACCAGACAGACGUCUAUUGGGUUCUGCGGAAAACUGUUUGAUUUCCUGUGGGCAGACGGCAGCGCAUGUCUCACGUUUGACGUCUGCGUUAGCACCAAUACCUUUGGACAAUGCCACAGUAAGUUUCAGAUCGGGUGAGAGCUAGGAGACGGAAAGCGGAAAAUAUAUUUUCGUGUCACAGCGUCCCCUCAAGACACCCGUUGUACACAGGGUUUGAGAACGACAGAUGAGCCACGUUUCCGUAGGCACAUGCUGUUCCGGUCUCUUCCUUUUUCCAUGCAUGUUGUAAGCAGUUCAAGCCGUACCAAUAGAGACAGCCGUCUGUCUAUUUGCAGAAGCGACGAGAGUCUGCAGCGACUCUUCAUCAUUGUUUUUCUUCCUCGGUCUGGCACAUGCUGACAACGUGCGAUCUCUCUGAUCGCAGGACAGCCGACGCUUCUGCGGGUUCUUAUUGAAAGCUGCACCGAAAAAGUCAACACAUGCUACCUGAAAGGACGCGAGCGAAUUCAUCCCGACUUCCAGGUUCUUCCGAAGAUGAAGUGCAAGGGCGACUUGCCUGGGUUGAUGUCGAUUCGAGAGGACCUCAUCAAGAACAAAGAGAAGUUCUGGGAUCAGCGAGAGAAAGAGCUGGAAAGCAGGAGACUACAGAAGCAGAGUGACGGCGCAGGUGAAGAAGUUCUAACGCGGAAAGAUCUGAAGAAGCUCACGAAACAAGCGAAAGCAAAGAGUCGAAUCAGAGCCCAAGGGCGGCGGAAUGAAAGCGCCGCUCCAGAGAGUUCAGCGGCAGUGUCGGAGGCGUCUGGACGUGAGGCGUUAGAUGGUCAAGGAGCCCAGAAAGUCGACAAAGAUGGAGAAUUUCUUCAAGACGAAAGAGACUUAAACCGUCGGAGAACGACAGACUUACAGCCGGGCGAGUUUCGAAUUAUCCACCAAGGAAAGGUCGACUUGUCGGAACUCUUCGGACAGAACUCAACGCUUCCCAUGGAAAAAGCCGUUCCGGAGAACCUCCGCGUGGAGAUACACCUAGGCUCUACUGUGACUUCAAGCUCAGACAUCGACGUUUCUAUUUCCGACGAUAAUAAGACCUUGACCGUUGGUCAGAAAAGCGACCCAUCUGCCGUUCAUGUUGUGCCUCUGCCGCACGCAGUUGAUGUCUCCAAAGGUCGGGCUCAGUUCUUCCGCGAAAAGCAUCACCUGCACCUUGUUUUGCCAGUUUGGAAGUCUGCGUUCCUCCCGGUUUUCGCAAAAAACAAUCGGGAAAGCAAAGGCGAAAAGACAGAGUCCUCUGGAGAGGCCGGCGCCCCUGUGGAGAGCGAACAUCGUGAAAACGCACAGUCCUUGUUUUGGGCCGAGGAAAAGACAAAGCCUGGGAAGAACCAGGAACGCAUUCAGGGUGGAGGUGCCCUUUGCGGUGCUUCAACAGAAAGUCCCGACGCGGGAGGAUGUCUUGACGGCGAAGACAAGCACGCGGUUGAUCAGACUUUAGACACUCCGAGAGAAAACGCAAACGAAGAAGAAGCUCUUCUUUCGUCUUCCUCCCCGAAGCCUCAGCACUGUCGAGAAAAGGAAGGAUGGGGAGGCUGCGAAGCCGCGCAGAAGAGGUGUGGGUCUCUGGAAUCUGAACGUGCGUCUGAUGCAUGCAAUCGCGCUUUCGAUGGCGACGAACUUUCCUCGGCAGCUUUUCCUGGAGGCCAGCGCGGAGCGGAGACGGCCCUCUUGUGUGAGAAGAGUUCAGACAGAGAGAGGCUCAGCGACUUCGAGACGAGAGAGACCGGAGCAAACGCCUGCGAAGAAGAGACAAACCAUGUGUGCAGUGAAGAGACGGGAACUACAUCUGAAGAAGAGAGGAGGAAGACUGACGGUGAAUUUUUGGAGGUGGUAGAGCCUGAGUUUUGCCGGAUUGCUCGAAGGGACUCUGCACGUUCUCCCUCAGACUCUGAAGAACAGCACAACGUCGAAGACGCAGAGUGUCUCCUCGACGCUGAGGGAUGCCCCGAUCUGGAGGAGACGGUUCUCACCUCAGAGGGAGCAUCGGGCUUCCCACAAGAACAGACGCAUGCAGUUUCUCUGGAGAAACUCGAGAUCAGAAGUCCACUUCUCAUUGGGGCGGAGAGUCGCGAGGCAGAAGAACGCGCUGACGAAGGCGAAUCCGAGCGAAUCUCGUUCGUCGACUGUGGGCAUGUGUUUGUUGCUCCUUCUGAGGAAGACCGAGAAGAAAAUGAGAAAACACUGGGUCUCCCCGGUUCACCCAGUAGGAACAAGGCGCAAGAGGUGAACGCGAAUUCUGCAGAGCAGGAACGAAUCGAGGAAACGCACGACUGCGAGAAGCAGAAACUGGAGGACCCUGAGGUCGUUGAAGCGAGGCAAAACCUGCUUCUGCGGUUUCGUCUCCCUCCCGGAUUCAUGCCUUACGCGCACAGGACCAGCAAAGUCGAAGUGACAGACUCUCGAAAAGUGAGUUUUCUUCUUUGCGUCCACCAUCUAGCCUUGCUCCACAAACGCAGACCGAAGCCACACAAAAGCGGAGUCCUAGAAAGAACUCAGUCUUUAUCUCGAGUUCGAGGUUCCCAAGUCUUGACGAUGUGUCAGUCCUCAGCUUUCUUUUCGAGCUGAAGUGCCUCUGGGGCAGAAGGGAUGCGGUGCGGGAGACAGAGCCAAACAUCGUCGUUUCUUUUGCGUCCCUUCGCAAGCGCAUGCACGUCACGAAAGUCUGCAGCACACAACAGUCUGAC
Molecule: messenger RNA, 3192 nt
Organism: Toxoplasma gondii ME49
Lineage: Eukaryota; Apicomplexa; Conoidasida; Eucoccidiorida; Sarcocystidae
Exons: 6
Coding region: 995-3073 (692 amino acids)
Cellular component (GO): cytoplasm
Source: RefSeq, a predicted model, not a curated record